Meriones unguiculatus (Mongolian gerbil) is the source of this 2008-nucleotide messenger RNA. RefSeq names its product core histone macro-H2A.2-like. Gene Ontology annotation, molecular function: protein heterodimerization activity; DNA binding; structural constituent of chromatin. Lineage: Eukaryota; Metazoa; Chordata; Mammalia; Rodentia; Muridae. Bases 391 to 1506 code for a protein of 371 amino acids. The transcript is spliced from 2 exons. Gene Ontology annotation, cellular component: nucleosome. The record is from RefSeq and is a predicted model, not a curated record.
CCGCCUUUGAGUGCCCAACAGCUUGUCCGCAACGGAUGCCCGAAAGAGACAAACUUAGCUGUCUGGCUCCAGGCAUUUAUAACCCGGAAAAUGAGCGUCUUCUAUAUUGUACACAGCACCAGCGCGCUCUGCUGUCUACCUUCCUUCCCAUUUCUGAAAAACCCACUUCAGUUUCACCCCAUCUCAAAGGCUCGUCUACCGAAGUUAUAAUUCCCAAGAGAGGAAUGCCCCAAGAGUUAUAAUGCCUCAAGAGAGGCAGGGUCCUGUCCGCCACCUGCAGCACGUGGCCGAACUAGGCCACGGAGCCCCGGAGCUCGCGGACCAGCACCAGUAUUGUGUAAGUGCCAGGAGGCCAUUUUGUCAGCAAGCUGAGAGGAAGACUGAGGCAAGAUGUCAGGCCGGAGUGGGAAGAAAAUGUCCAAGCUGUCCAGGUCAGCCAGGGCUGGUGUCAUCUUUCCAGUAGGGCGGUUGAUGCGUUACCUGAAAAAGGGGACAUUCAAGUACAGGAUCAGCUUCGGUGCACCCGUCUACAUAGCCGCUGUCAUUGAGUACCUAGUAGCAGAAAUCCUAGAAUUGGCUGGGAAUGCUGCGAGGGACAACCACAAGACCCGGAUAGCCCCCAGACACAUCCUGCUGGCUGUUGCCAAUGAUGAGGAGCUCAACCAGCUGCUGAAAGGAGUGACCAUCGCCAGUGGGGGUGUCCUGCCAAGAAUCCACCCUGAACUGCUGGCCAAAAAACAAGGGAUCACAGGCCAGUCAGAAACGAUCCUCUCCCCGACCCCAGACAAAAGAGGAAGAAAGUCUUCAUCAGGCAGGAAGUGGGGAAAGAUCUCCGUGAACACCAAUCCACGGACGCCCAGGAAGUCCAUGUCAAAGGACAGCGGCAAGGAAAGAGGAUCCAGUUCUACUUCUCAAGAUGGGCCAGGGGAUGGCUUCACCAUCUUGUCUUGGAAGAGCCUCGUUCUGGGGCAGAAGCUAUCCCUGACCCAAAGUGACAUGAGCCAUAUUGGCUCCAUGAGGGUGGACGGCAUUGUCCACCCAACCACAGCCGAAAUUGACCUCAAGGAAGAGAUAGGUAAAGCCUUGGAAAAGGCUGGGGGUAAAGAGUUAUUGGACACGGUAAAGGAACUUCGCAAAUCCCAAGGCCCUUUGGAAGUUGCUGAAACUGCCGUCAGCCAAUCCAGGGGACUCACAGCCAAGUGUGUCAUUCACUGUCACAUCCCGCAGUGGGGCUCCGACAGCUGUGAAGAACAGCUGGAAGAGACCAUUAAAAACUGCUUGUCUGCAGCUGAGGAUGAGAAGCUUACAUCCAUCGCCUUCCUGCCUUUCCCCAGUGGCAGAAACUGCUUUCCCAAACAGACGGCCACCCAGGUGAUGCUCAAGGCCAUCUCAGCCCACUUCGAAGACUCCAGAGCAUCCUCUCUGAAGAACGUGUACUUCCUGCUCUUCGGCAGUGAGAGCAUCGGCGUCUAUGUGCAGGAAAUGGCCAAACUGGACACCGAGUAGAGUUCGAGCUGGCACGGAGGAGGACCAAUGUCAAGUCACAGCAGCACGGGUUUAUUUUUUUUAAAGGAUUGAGGAAGGGUGACAUGGCAGUGGAGCAGAGGGCAUCUGAGAGGGUAUCUGAGCAGUGGAACAGGUCCUGCCUGCCUGGGGAAGAGGCCCAGUGCAUUAUACAUUCUCUUUACAAAGGGCCACUUCCGCACUUAGCCAGGUCUCCACCAGGGGUUUCUUUCAUGUGUUUUCUUCCUGUUUUUUAAAACUUUUUUAAAGAAAUAAACAAACAUAAAAUUAGACCUUAUUUAGACUUACAGCAUUGACUUCUACACACACUCUCGCUCUGUCUCACAGACACACAAAUCCUUUCAAAGUUCUUAAGUCAUUGGUUCCACCUUCCAAGCAAAGAGGAGGUGACAGCCAACAUAUACUGAGUAUGCUGGCUGUCUCCCUCAAUGGAGAGAAUAUGGGAAAGACAUCUUGGGAUGCUUUCUAUAAUAGGAUUCCCUCC